This is a messenger RNA of Trichoderma asperellum CBS 433.97, 1453 nucleotides long. RefSeq lists its product as uncharacterized. NCBI's taxonomy places the organism in Eukaryota, Fungi, Ascomycota, Sordariomycetes, Hypocreales, Hypocreaceae. The record is from RefSeq and is a predicted model, not a curated record.
CUAAGCCAUUUUUUUUCUUGUCUCUAAUUCCUCCCUUCCACAACGUACAAUUCUUCCUUCUCGGCCGCAUCGCACGCUCCAUCAGCUGCUGCGCCGCGUCUCCUGCGAAACUUCCGACAGCAUCGUCAAUCGCCCUCUCUCGGCUCCAUCCCGCGCCUCGCUGCAUCUUCGCAUCGCCAUUGUCCAUCAGCAUCCUCCGGUCUUCUCGUCACGAUCCGCGCCAGAGACACCACAAUGCCCGCCAAGAGAAAAUUGGUCGCCGAGGCUAACUUUGAGCCAGCCAGCGUGCCCUCUCCGCUGCCACCGUCCGUCGAGGAAGCCUAUCGACGGAAGUGUGUUCAGCUGAAGAAUCGCACAAACGAAGUCGAGGAGGCCAACGAUGCUGCCAGGCUGCGGCUCGCUCGCAUAAAGCGCCAGGUCGAAAAGCUGAGGAUAGAACGGGCGUUUCUCCUGGAGCAAUUAGCCAAGCGCACCAGCACCAACGUCGAAGAUUCCGAAGGCAGCCCUAGUCCACCUCCCACGGCAACCACAUUCGAUAUCCCAGUUGAGGCGAAUGCUAACCCCCGAAAGCCCAAGGAUAAGCCGUUGCGCAUUAAGAAAGGCCACCGCAAAUCCAACGCGCCAGCAGAUACCGACGCGAAGCAGAGCGCUACAAAAGAGCCCGCGUCCCCGACUUCCGAGUCCAAUAGCCAGGCCAAGGGUUCUCGUGCCAAUGGCGUGUCUAAGGCCUCCAAGGAGUACAAAGACCCCUUUGAGCUCUACUGUGAAGAAGCCCGACCUGCUCUCGAAGCCAAGAACAAGGAUGACGCCGACAUGAAUAUCGAGGAGGAGCUCACGCGUGCCUGGGAGGAACUGCCAGAGGCCGAAAAGGAGGAAUACCAAACCAAAUUCGACGAACUGAAGAAAUCUCGGGAGGAGGAAGACAAGACCGCUGCUGAAGCUGAAGCUGAAGCCGAGGCUGAAGCAGAAGCAGAAGCAGAAGCAGAAGCAGAAGCAGAAGCAGAAGCAGAGGCCGAAGCAGAGGCUGAGGCUGAAGCAGAGGCUGAAGCAGAGGCAGAGGCAGAGGCUGAGGCAGAGGCAGAGGCUGAGGCUGAGGCCGACGCUGAUGUUGACGCAGAUGUCGAAGCUGAGGUUGAGGCUGAUGCCGAUAACGAUACUCCCAAGAAGGGCAUCAAGGCCGAACCCCAGGCAGAGAAGCCUAGGACUCAUGACGAAGACGUAGAGAUGAGCAACUACGAUACCGAGGACCAGGAGACUCAGGAGAAAGAUGGCGAUGAAUAAACGCAUUUAAAGAGGCAACUACGCGGGCUUACGGGAUGGGGGGGUUGAAGACAUGCGCGGAGGGCGUUUCUGGUACAAUAUAAAGAGGGCUUCCUUUUUUUUUUCCUUUUUCCUUUUGCCUUUUCUAUUUUCCUUUUCCUUUUCUUUUUGUCGUUCAAUGGCAAUGUAAUUG